AUGCAGCAUCUGGCCUCGGCAGCCCCCCUCUGGAGAAAUUCCCCAAGCAACUACUAUAAUUUGGUAUGCAGCAUCUGGCCUCGGCAGCCCCCCUCUGGAGACAUUCCCCAAGCAACUACUAUAAUUUGGAAUGCAGCAUCUGGCCUCGGCAGCCCCCCACUGGAAGCGGCCAAGCGCACCAACCUGACGGACCUGCGCGGGGUGCGCGCUGCGCCCGAGUCGGAGGCGCGGCGCGGCUCCGCCGGCGUCGGGGGCUCGCGCGCGCCGUCCGAGCGCCGCCGCGCCUCCGCCGCGCCGCCCACCUGCAGCCGGCGCGGGCUCUCCGACAUCGUGCGCGCCCUCUGCCGGCAAACGGUUCGAUGGACGCGCGAAAGAGACAGCGCCACUCCAGCUAGUGCUGUCUCAUUCGAGACGAUACAGAAGCGCACCGUCCGCCGGCAAAGACUAGAA
This is a messenger RNA of Iphiclides podalirius (scarce swallowtail), 450 nucleotides long. NCBI's taxonomy places the organism in Eukaryota, Metazoa, Arthropoda, Insecta, Lepidoptera, Papilionidae. The record is from the annotation of a GenBank genome assembly.